GCAUUGGAGGCUACGAAGGCCGCCUGCGCCGUCGGUUGAGCAGGCGCUCUUUGUAGUCAGCCGGCCCACAAUGCUUUCGCUCCGCGCGAGGGCGUUCUGGGUGUCUGAGGGGAGGCUAAAAAGCUUGGCAAAUGGCGGCCUCGGGGAAGGUGGCUAUUUUCCGCCUGCCGGUCCUUCCUACCAUUGGAGAGAUCAUCAAAUUGUUUAAACUGAAAGCCUCGAAGCAACUGUCCCAGAACUUUCUGUUGGAUCUGCGCCUCACAGAUAAGAUAGUAAGGACUGCUGGUAAUCUGAAGGAUGUUUACGUGUGUGAAGUAGGCCCUGGGCCAGGAGGAAUCAGUAGAUCCAUCUUAAAUUCUGGUGCUGCAGAAUUGUUAUUAAUUGAGAAAGAUUCUCGUUUUAUUCCAGGACUCAAGUUGCUGUCUGAAGCAGCUCCAGGAAAAGUCCGUAUUCUCAAUGAGGAUAUUUUAACAUAUACAUUCAAUGAAGCUUUUCCUAAACAUCUUUCAAAGAACUGGGAAGAUGAUCCUCCAGCUAUACAUAUUAUUGGAAACCUCCCUUUCAGUGUCUCAACUCCACUAAUAAUCCAGUGGCUUGAGAAUAUAUCUAAUCGAGAUGGGCCUUUUAGUUAUGGUAGGAUACGGAUGACCCUGACCUUUCAGAAAGAAGUUGCAGAGCGACUCACAGCUAGUACAACAUCCAGACAGCGAAGCAGGCUUUCUAUAAUAUCUCAGCACCUGUGCACUGUUAACAAAGGUUUCACAAUUCCAGGUCAAGCUUUUGUUCCAAAGCCAGAGGUAGACGUGACACUUGUCCAUUUUACACCACUAGUGGAACCCAAAAUAAAACAGCCAUUUAAGAUGGUGGAAAAAGUUGUUCAAAGUAUUUUCCAGUACAGAAGAAAACAUUGUCAUCAUGGUGCAAGGAUUUUAUUUCCAGAAGCUGACCGCCUUGAAAAAACUAAACAUCUGCUCAUGGAGGCAGAUGUUGACCCAACUCUAUAUCCAACUCAGCUGUCCUUAUUUCAGUUUAAAAACCUUUGUAAUGUCUACAGGAAAAUGUGUGAUGAAGAUCCAGAUCUUUUUGCAUAUAACUACAGAGAGGAACUGAAAAGGAAGAAAAAGGAAUCCAACUUCAAAUGGACUGACAAAGAUUACUAUUUUCUUUCCUAGAAUUAAGCAACCACAAAGUCUUAACGGGUUUUUGGAUUGGACUGAAAUAAAUUUGACUUUGUAUAUAUUCUUCGGUUUUAACCAAAAUUGUACAUGAAAUUUAUAAAUGAGAAUAAGGAUCAUUUUUCUUAAAACUCAAGUCAUACUACUUUGCUUAUCUUCUAAGUGCAAUCAAGUCCCAAGACGAAAUGUAAAAUAACUGAAAAGUAACCAACACCCUCCCCCCAAGAAUAAAACACUCACAAAUCUACCUAUUUCAAUUAACAUUUUACUGUACAAGCUUAUAGAGAAAAUAAAAAUACC
Messenger RNA from Notechis scutatus (mainland tiger snake), 1475 nucleotides. It is a transcript of the gene TFB1M, whose product is annotated as transcription factor B1, mitochondrial. Gene Ontology annotation, molecular function: rRNA (adenine-N6,N6-)-dimethyltransferase activity; mitochondrial transcription factor activity. Gene Ontology annotation, cellular component: mitochondrial matrix. NCBI's taxonomy places the organism in Eukaryota, Metazoa, Chordata, Lepidosauria, Squamata, Elapidae. Gene Ontology annotation, biological process: transcription initiation at mitochondrial promoter; rRNA methylation. The record is from RefSeq and is a predicted model, not a curated record.